This is a messenger RNA of Humulus lupulus (European hop), 1306 nucleotides long. RefSeq lists its product as uncharacterized. The transcript is spliced from 7 exons. The coding region runs from base 89 to 880 and encodes 263 amino acids. Lineage: Eukaryota; Viridiplantae; Streptophyta; Magnoliopsida; Rosales; Cannabaceae. The record is from RefSeq and is a predicted model, not a curated record.
UUUGAUUGGCUUGAGCUUUGGUAUAGUUGCGUAUAGAACAAGAAGUGAACAAUGGACAAGCACUGUCCACGUAGCGCGCCAUGAAGCCAUGACUCUUUUCCUUCAUUUCCGUACGUUGACAGUUCCCCAUGCCUCUUCUUCUUCCUUUGUCCAUCUUCUGAAGCUUUCAUCGUCUCCUUUCAAUUUACAAUAUCACAUUGCAAACCGUUUGUUCCUCGAGAAAGUUUCAGAAUCCACAAUGGGUAUUGCAACCUCCCAAGCUUUGGCUGCUUUCUUCUUUUCCUAUCUUUUCUAUUCUUUACUCUCUCCUCCAUCUACUCUUCAUUUUGGAUGUAAAGAAGCUGAAAUUGAUCGAAUGACAGAAGUCUGCACCAAGGAGACAUGUGAUUUCAUCUCAAGAAAGCGCUUAUCUGAUGAUAUAAUCCCUCACAUACUGAAUCUAUAUGCUUCCAAAGCAACGCCACAAGACUUCGAAAUCUAUGCCCCAAAUGCUUCAUUUGAGGACCCACUUAUGUGUGCUCAUGGAGUGAAGCAAAUCAAGUCAGCAUUUUAUUCACUUUCCAAGGUCUUUGGCGAAUCCAAAAUUGUGGAUUACAGUGUGAAAGAAAGUUUGACUUCACCCCAAAAUGGAGAGAUAUCAAUUGAUAACAAGCAACAGUAUAAAUUUUUGGGGAGAAACAUAGAUAUGAUAUCCCUCAUCAAAUUAAAUGUCGUGGAAGGAAAAGUUGUUCGCCAUGAAGACUGGUGGGACAAGAAGCCUCUUUGGAACAGAGAAUCCGUUAAGCUGCCACUUGUUGGUCGAUUUAUCGAAAUUACUCGUAGAGGUUCUAUGUUAGCAACUCAUGCAAUGAUGGGGUUUGGGAAGGAUCCAACCAUGUAAAGUCACUUGAGUAAGAUAAGAUUCAAACUCUACCCUUUGCUCAUUCAAAAGAAACAUAAGCAAUUUAUGGUUGAGACCCUAAAGUUUCCAUUUUCUGCUAAGGUUGUGCUUGUGGUUUGGGAACUAGACCAGCUGUUUCAUGAAUUAAACAUUAGUUAAUUAGGAAUCUCAUGAACUAGAAUAUGUAAGUAGUAUAUAGCAUCCACAAAUAGUUUUGAUGCUUUAAUUCAAACUAGUACACACCAGAGAAAAAUGUCUUUAGAGAUCCUAAAACUAUUUUCACUUUCAUACCAUCUUUAUAUUUCUCUUUAGUCCUUUAUUCCCCUUUUAAAUUUGAAGCUAAAAUGUAGUUCAUGAUUAUAACUUGAAAGGUGUAUUACGAUAGCAUUUUUAUGAUAUAAAUUUGGUGAAUGUGUAUGCCUUAAA